AUGCUGUGGCUUGCUGGGCUGUCUCGCGCGGUUGCCGGUGAGAUCGACUUUGGUGAGCCGGGCACCAACGGGCAGCACUCCUUCUACCAGCUCAUCCACCAGGGCCGCGUCAUCCCUUGCGACUUCAUCGGCAUUGUGCGCAGCCAGCAGUCAGUGUACCUCAAGAACGAGAUCGUGUCAAACCACGACGAGCUGAUGUGCAACUUCUUCGCCCAGGCCGACGCCCUGGCCUAUGGCAAGACCAGCACAGAGCUGCGCAGCCAGAACGUACCGGACUUCCUAGUGCCGCACAGGGUGUUCACGGGCAACCGUCCCAGCCUCAGCGUGCUGCUGCCCGAGCUCAACGCAUACACGGUGGGCCAGAUCCUGUCGCUGUACGAGCACCAGGUGGCGGUCCAGGGCUUUGUGUGGAACAUCAACAGCUUCGACCAGUGGGGGGUGGAGCUCGGCAAGGUCCUGGCGUCCAAGGUGCGCACCAAGAUCAACGAGGCGCGCAACGGGGCGCGCUUCAUGGCGGGCAGUGACGGCUUCAACUACUCCACCACGCGCAUGAUCAACAAGUACCUCGCGGGGAAGAAGCAGCUGCUCUACCCCGAGGCGCGGGACGUGUUCCCCGUUGACCUGAUUGACCCGGAGAAGGCCGGCUCCGCCUGA
Messenger RNA from Monoraphidium neglectum, 654 nucleotides. RefSeq names its product glucose-6-phosphate isomerase. Gene Ontology annotation, biological process: glucose 6-phosphate metabolic process; gluconeogenesis; glycolytic process. Lineage: Eukaryota; Viridiplantae; Chlorophyta; Chlorophyceae; Sphaeropleales; Selenastraceae. Bases 1 to 654 code for a protein of 217 amino acids. The transcript has 8 exons. The record is from RefSeq and is a predicted model, not a curated record. Gene Ontology annotation, molecular function: carbohydrate derivative binding; monosaccharide binding; glucose-6-phosphate isomerase activity. Gene Ontology annotation, cellular component: cytosol.